Molecule: messenger RNA, 1313 nt
Organism: Ceratina calcarata
Lineage: Eukaryota; Metazoa; Arthropoda; Insecta; Hymenoptera; Apidae
Gene: Con
Product: leucine rich repeat protein connectin
Exons: 4
Coding region: 171-1313 (380 amino acids)
Cellular component (GO): plasma membrane
Molecular function (GO): protein binding
Source: RefSeq, a predicted model, not a curated record
ACGGAUUUACUGGACUGUGAUUUCUUCACCCGGAUCUUCCCGUUUCCCGGAUGAUCGCUCCGCCAUCCAAUUGAGCUAUUUCCAGCCUGUGAAUCGUGCCACUCCUCUACCGUCGGCUGGUCCCCGCGCAGAAUCGACUUCGUGAUAAGAUUUGAACUCACGGCAUCGUCAUGAAGCGAUUGACCUGGGCUUUGAUUCAGCUAUUGCUGUUGACGUCGUUGUUCGAGACGGGAUUCUCGGUGACGACUCGGUCCCGUGGAAAAAAGAAGGUUCCCAAGGAACCGAAGGAAAUAAACGUCUGCGAGGUCGACGUUAAACAGUCGCUGUACUGUGACUGCGAUAGCGACAAACUGAGAAACGCCACGGACGCUAAGUGUUUGAUACUGAACGAGGUCCGCGUCGACGACCCUGCUUGGGGCCACUUCACCUCGCAGAUGUACCUGCAGAAGCUGAAGUUCAUGGCCAGGAUGCCGAACUGGCUCAGGCAGAUACCAGUUCAACUGUUCAGACAGCUGAUCCAUCUGCAAGUGAUCACGUUCCAAGACGCCAGCAUCGAGGAGGUGAAAGAGUACACGUUCUACAACCUGUCGACGAUCACCGAGAUCAAUCUGAGCAGAAACCAGAUCACUACCUUGAAGAUGCACUCGUUUGAAAACAUGAAGAACUUGACGGCGAUCUACUUAGACGAAAAUCGUAUCACCGAGAUCAAUCGGGACACGUUCGUCAAUCUACCUUCGUUGAAGUCGCUCCAUCUAAGCGUGAACAACAUCAGCACGCUUCACGACAAGGCGUUCAAGCAUCUCACCUCGUUGGAGGAGCUCGAGCUGUUCAAUAACCAGAUCAAGGUGAUCACCGCGGACAGUUUCCACGGUCUUAGGAAACUCGUCACCCUCGACCUGCGCAACAAUUUGAUAGCGAUGAUCGGCGAUCGAACGUUCAUCGAGAUGCCGUCGCUCCGAGAGCUCGAGUUAGACAAGAACGAGAUCGUGUAUAUCUCCGACAAGGCGCUGGACGGGAUGAAGAACCUCAGGAAGCUGAGACUCAGCAAAAACAAGCUGGUCACUCUCGAGCCGGACUUCCUCUCCGGCGCGCCCGGCGUCAACUUCUUGGAUCUCAAGGAGAAUCUGAUGAAAACGAUGACCUUCGACAACAUCAAACCCAUCGUGACCAACCUGUACAACAGCACCAGCCAUUUCUACCUGAGCGGUGAGUCACUCUCGAUUAAACGACCAAAUCUCUUGCAUGCAUUUAACCCUUUGACUACUGUUGGCGCCUAUUGGCGUCCGAAACACAUUGGCUUCCCGGUACUGUAG